AUGGGUCGCGUUAGAACCAAGACAGUCAAGAGGUCCGCCAAGGUCAUCAUCGAGCGCUACUACCCCAAGUUGACGCUCGACUUCGAGACCAACAAGCGUCUUUGUGAUGAGAUCGCUAUCAUUGCCUCCAAGCGUCUUCGCAACAAGAUCGCUGGUUACACCACCCACCUUAUGAAGCGUAUCCAGCGUGGCCCUGUCCGCGGUAUCUCUUUCAAGCUGCAGGAGGAGGAGCGUGAGCGCAAGGAUCAGUACGUUCCUGAGGUCUCCGCUCUGGAUGUUUCCCAGACCGAGUCCGGCCAGCUCGAUGUCGAUGCCGACACCAAGGACCUCCUCAAGUCCAUGGGCUUCGACAACCUCAAGGUCAACGUUGUCAACGUCUCCCAGCAGCAGGUUCAGGAGCGCCCCCGCCGCUUCCGGUAGAUACGCGCACCCUCGGGCCUCAAUGAAAAAAGUUAAUGAUUGUCUUCGGUCGGUCUAUGGCGUGCUCAAUCAUGCUUGCUCUGGCUGGCUUCGCAGCUAUCAUGUAGCCU
This is a messenger RNA of Aspergillus novofumigatus IBT 16806, 530 nucleotides long. RefSeq names its product 40S ribosomal protein eS17. Gene Ontology annotation, biological process: translation. Bases 1 to 420 code for a protein of 139 amino acids. The transcript is spliced from 4 exons. Lineage: Eukaryota; Fungi; Ascomycota; Eurotiomycetes; Eurotiales; Aspergillaceae. The record is from RefSeq and is a predicted model, not a curated record. Gene Ontology annotation, cellular component: ribosome. Gene Ontology annotation, molecular function: structural constituent of ribosome.